GUAAAAACGGUCUGUUGCGCUCCUAGUUUUCCGUUUCCACCCCGUCGGCGACGGACGUACCCCGCGCGUUGUUGUUGGUACGUCAUUGUUACAUCGCCCGUGCGCAAUACAUACGUCGCACGAUCAUCAGCUCUCGUUAUUGAUGACGAGUCCAUCAUAAUACCGAUACCUAUGCAUUGACAGUCGGCCACAAAACGUGCCGUCAUCACUGUUUGAUCACAACAGUACAAUAUUGUUUUGUCAUUACUAUUGAUCAGCGGACGCGAUCGGCUCACGUCUUAAAUUGCGCGCUGCAAACGCUCGCCAAACCGCUGGCGGGACCGAAGAUUUUCCGCGCGCGCGUCGUGUCAACGCGAAUUAAAUAAUAUAGUAAACAUCAUCGACACGGCCACUUCGGCGGGGGCCGACGAGUCGAUAACCGCGAUAUUAUUAACAUAAUUAUUAUAUAUUAUACCGCGGUCACUGCGAUCAUCAUGCCAGCCAUCGUAGCCAACGAGUUGCAGGACAUGCAAUUGCGGUCGGCCCAUGUGACGGACGAGUCUCUGGAGAGCACGCGACGGAUGAUCGAACUCUGCGAAGGGAAAAUGGACAGGAUCGAAGAGGGGAUGGAUCAAAUAAACGCGGACAUGAAGGAAGCGGAGAAGAACCUUACCGGCAUGGAGAAAUGUUGUGGUAUUUGCGUGGUGCCUUGCAACAAGGGAAAAUAUCAUAAAUCGAACGGUUUGGCACUUCGACCUACAAGACGAAAUCCUAUUUCGAAUCCGAUCCAAAAAAAAAAAAUACACUCGAGUGAAUUUUAUCAAUAAUUUA
Messenger RNA from Diuraphis noxia (Russian wheat aphid), 810 nucleotides. RefSeq names its product synaptosomal-associated protein 25-like. The record is from RefSeq and is a predicted model, not a curated record. Gene Ontology annotation, molecular function: SNAP receptor activity; syntaxin binding. Gene Ontology annotation, biological process: synaptic vesicle priming; exocytosis; synaptic vesicle fusion to presynaptic active zone membrane. Gene Ontology annotation, cellular component: SNARE complex; plasma membrane. Lineage: Eukaryota; Metazoa; Arthropoda; Insecta; Hemiptera; Aphididae.